This is a messenger RNA of Bombyx mandarina (wild silkworm), 1363 nucleotides long. RefSeq lists its product as uncharacterized. The record is from RefSeq and is a predicted model, not a curated record. NCBI's taxonomy places the organism in Eukaryota, Metazoa, Arthropoda, Insecta, Lepidoptera, Bombycidae. Gene Ontology annotation, biological process: sleep; positive regulation of voltage-gated potassium channel activity; regulation of synaptic transmission, cholinergic.
AAACUGCUCAGUCGUUUCUUGUCAACAUACGGACCCGCUCGCGUUCUUUCACGAAACGCACAACACACGUGCUGAUUUACGAUACUAAUUAAUUACUGCAAGUGUCUGUGUAAAUUCUAUGGAAUCAAAUUGAGCGUUCCAUCAUAAUACGUUUAACCUUAUAUCAAAGUACAUCUAUUUUAGAUUAUUUUAUAUGUUUUUCGUAUUGACAAAGUUUUGUAUUAUCUUGGCCAAAAAGUGUUUGGAGAAUGUAUUAAGAAUUGUAUGCUGAUUAUAGUUCAUCAAAAUCUCUGCAAUCGUUCGCCGAAGAAACACAACGCGUCGUGUAAUUGGUGAAGUGAUAAUUAAAAAGUGACAGUGAAAUUUAAUAUGACGGAGCAGUACUUGAUAGCUGUCGUUUUGAUUAUAUUAUCCUUGACAAAUACAGGGGUUCAAUCUCUGCAAUGCUACCAGUGCCUGAUCAACCCUCCACUCGGUUACUACUACAACAACACGAAUCGACUUUGCGUCCACUUCGACCACUCAGACAAGUUUAUCGUCGAAUGUCCAUACUCUACGAUGUGCAUGAAACAGGAAUUUCAUCUUGAUAUUCAGAACGGAGUUAGAAUAAAAGGGAUCCUCCGCGACUGUGCACCUCAAAAAUAUGACUACCAGGAGUACAAGAAUGGUGUUUGGUCCCCGAAAACAGAAGUCAUGGAGCCAUAUAAAGUAGGCUGCCAGGAUAUUGAUGACAAAGGACAGAGAACAACUCCUACAAGAUACUGCUAUUGCCGUAGCAAUCUCUGCAACUCUUCGCCAUCCGUGACUCACGAAGGCUACACCGACAUUAUGGGAUUCAUUGUAGUAUUCAAUCUAAUGAAAUAUAUAAACAGUCUUAGGUAGUUGUCAAUAUUGCCUUAGGUAGUUUAAUAUUUAUGACGCAUUACGCUCACUCGACUCAUCGCAGAGCUAUUUGUGAUAUUUUUAUGUAAAUAAUACGAAAACAGACAUGUUUUUUUGUUGUAUUUGAAUAGGUUUAGUUGGACGAAUUCGUUUUAAGUCUUUAAGGUUUCUACAUAUUCUAUAUAACAACAUCUACACUGGGGACCAUCAGUGAUUUUGAUAAAUACCUCAAUGAAUGUUGCAAGUAAUAUAAAAAUAGUUAUUUAAUAAAAGUGAUUAAUUUCAAAAUCUUCAUGUAUUGAGUAGUACCGUUUCAUUUUAUUGUUCUCUGUGUAGUUCCUCAUGACUUACACUUGAUAUAGUGUAUUCUAAAAAUGCAUGACUUAUUUAAAACAAAAAAAAAUGCCUUUUUAGGCAGACAAGCAUACGGCCCACCUGAUGGUAAGUGGUUACCACCGCUCAUGGACGUCAGCAAUGUCAA